AAUUGACCAUGAAAUUUUUAAUAUCAGAUUCAACCUUUUGCUUCCCAUAUUGGUGAUUCCGCGAAUAUAUUCAAUAUGAUGGUAUAAUAUGCAAUAAUAAAUGACAUUAAUGUAGUUGUAAAAUGUUAAUAUGGGUUUUGCUGGGAGUUUUUGAAUUCGUAAGUGGUGGAAAAACUGCUGCAAUUGUGAAUGGCUUUCAUAGAGCCAGAGAACCUGCACUGGGAGAUUUUCCAUUUCAAGCUAGUUUGAUGCUCCAAGUCAACAACACUAGCUAUCUGACGUUUUGCGGAGGCAGUCUGAUACAUCCAAAAUGGAUACUUACUGCCGCUCACUGUUUAGAACAAGACGGAAAGCCUUUUCCUACGAACAUAGUAACUGUUGCUUUGGGAAGUAUCUUCACUAACGGUAGCAAAGCUCAGCGACUUGCAGUUCAAAGCUUUUACAUCCACAAAAAAUAUUUUGAAACCAACGGUGGAUUCGAUAUUGGACUGAUCAAAUUAAGAACCAACGCCAGACUGGGAAAAAAUGUUCAGCUUAUCCGACUGCAUAAUAAUAAUAAGGAGACCCUGAUAGGAAGCACUGCGUAUUUAACAGGAUUUGGAAUUAUUGAUGAUUAUUAUCACCAAGCGACAAGAUUGAGGAAAGCAAUACUCCACAUCGAUUCCCCGACCAAAUGUUUGAUGAAUUCAGCCGAAUCCCCAGAAAUAUGUUGCACUUCGACUAUAUCUGAAGGAAAAGCGUGCAAAGGAGAUAGUGGCGGACCACUUACAAUCCUCAGAAACGGAAAAUACAUUCAAGUGGGAAUCACUAGUCAUUUGUCUAUUUUACCAUUGUGCAGGAUAUCGUUCAACAAUUCCGUGUACACCAGGGUGUCUGCUUAUAUCGCUUGGAUUUCAAGGGUGACCGGUAUCGAUUUCUCGAAAUUUAAUCAAAGCUGAAGCGGACAUUUUUCUCUACCUUUGUUAAUGAAUCUAGUUUUACAUUGUAAAGAAUUUUGACUUUUUGUAUUAAGUAUAAUUAAAUUGGUUUUUUAGAA
Messenger RNA from Diabrotica virgifera virgifera (western corn rootworm), 1036 nucleotides. Its product is annotated as elastase-1-like. Lineage: Eukaryota; Metazoa; Arthropoda; Insecta; Coleoptera; Chrysomelidae. Gene Ontology annotation, molecular function: serine-type endopeptidase activity. The transcript is spliced from 5 exons. Bases 123 to 938 code for a protein of 271 amino acids. Gene Ontology annotation, biological process: proteolysis. The record is from RefSeq and is a predicted model, not a curated record.